Messenger RNA from Gongylonema pulchrum, 1398 nucleotides. The record is from the annotation of a GenBank genome assembly. NCBI's taxonomy places the organism in Eukaryota, Metazoa, Nematoda, Chromadorea, Rhabditida, Gongylonematidae.
AUGGGCUUUUUGGAAUUGCCACAGAUUGAUCUUAAGCGCAGUGAUAUGCUGGACACGAAAUGUGCAUAUAUUUUGGAUUGCACAUCGGAUAUAUUUCUUUGGUUGGGCAAAAAAGCAAAUCGUUUGGUAAAAAUGGCCGGACAGAAAAUGGUAACUGAAUUACACGCGAUGCUGGAAAGGCCCAGUUACACGACGAUUUCUCGAGAGACGGAGGGCGAGGAGUCGAAAUUUCAAGGCUGGGAUGAUAUUGUGCCUUUUGAUUUUACGCGAACUGCCGAAAGUGUACAGAGGAGAGGAGCCGACUUGAAGGUGAUAAUGGAGCGUGAUAAAAUCAAGACCGAUUUGGCUCCGCUGUUUCUGCCACGGCAGCCAGCGAUGAGUGAGGAGGAAGCGAAUCAGUUGAUGGAAGAAUGUAACGAAGAUCUGGAACUUCUCGAACCUUUUGUUCUGGAGGGAAAGAAAUUUGUGCGAUUACCACAAGAAGAGCUGGGCACAUUUUACACAAUGGAUUGCUAUGUAUUUCUUUGUCGUUAUGAAGUAAUACCGGAAGAUGAUGAGACCGAUUUGGAGGAGGAGGAGGAUGAGGAGGGGGAGGAAGAAUCCGAAGCAGAGAUUGAGAGAAGUAACGCCGGCGAUUCCAUACAAUUGCACAGACGCAAGUGUGUUGUAUAUUUCUGGCAAGGUCGCGAUGCAAACAACAUGGGCUGGCUUCAUUUCACAUUCAGUUUACAGAAGAAAUUCGAGGGGCUUUUUAAAGACAAGCUUGAAGUUGUUCGCAUGUACCAGCAGCAGGAGAAUCAUAAAUUCCUGUCGCAUUUCCACAAAAAAUUUGUUAUCCGACGUGGUCGUCGAGGUCUCACGCUGAAUCUUGGAGGUCAUUGGCCGGAACUUUUUUUGAUGCGAGCAAAUGGGUCAGCAGUUUGUACGCGAACAGUUCAAAUUGAUUGUCGAGCCAAUCAACUCAAUUCGGCGUUCUGCUUCAUUCUUCGUGCCCCGUACAGAGUGGUUGAUGAGGAUGGACUGAAAGGAAAGGUGUACGUUUGGUUGGGCAGUAAAAGUAACCCAAAUCAACACAAUCUAUGCGCACAGGUUCCGGUGGCCAGUGAAUUGAUCAAUCGGAACAAUGAAUUUCCUGUUGAAACUAUCAAAGAAGGCGAGGAACCGGAAAAAUUCUGGGAAUGUUUGGGAGGCAAAAAGAAAUAUGACGAUGAUCUUGACGAUGAUGAUAUAAUGAUUCUGGAUAAUGGUGAUAUGGUCUUCCUGUGGAUGGGAUAUCAUGCGAGCGAAGUUGAGUUAAAAUUAGCUUACAAAGCAGCUCACGGCAAAGAAUCCAGGCGUUUCACGAAAUGUUUCCAUGCAUGGGGCAAACACAAAAUCCCAGCUGGUGAUGCACUGUAG